GAACUGGCCGAAGUUAACGUUAACGUUAUCACAACCUCAAUAAGCUAAUAUGAGGGAUUCUCAUAUGACUCAGCGUAGAUUAUAUGUUAAUUCCGGCCAGAAAUUGCGUAUUACAGGGGCAGUUUGAUGAAAUUUAUUCACAUUUUGCUAUGCGUUAUUUGUAUCCCAAAAAAGCACCAAACUUGUCAAUUCAAAGUGGCUAUUUUACUACCUAUUUUUAGACUGGUAGUACAAAGUCACGUUACCGAAAUUUUAUUUUCGAAUUGCUUAUUUUCGGUGAAAUAUGGUAGAUAAUAAUCCCUAAUUGUCACGCAAAUUAUUUAUCACUUACUAUCACCUGGAUGAAGUUUUACUAUAAAUUUCUGGCGUCGUCUGCCUACAUAGCCAUUCUACCAAAAAUCGAGUAUAUAUUAUAAUUAUUACUUUUAAAGAGAAACAUUUGAAUUUUUGUAAGCCGUAAAAAUGACUACAGCUGCUAGACCGACAUUUGAUCCUGCUAGGGGUUACGAUAGUAAAGCUCCGACGUUACAGUAUAGCUCUCGGGAUCUUGCAGCACACACAAAACUUAAAUAUAGACAAACAGGACAACUCACAAAAGAAGAACUUGAAAAAAUAGAUCUUAAAGAAGAACUCUUAAAAGCAGAAAGAGAACACUUUGAGACAAAUCAAAAAGGAAUUUCUUAUGAUAAUUCUGUCACUGAAGAACAAUUAGCAGAAAAACGUCGAAGGUUAUUAAUAGAAGCCGCCGAUAAGGAUGACAGCGACGACGAUGAUACUGAAGAGGAUAGCGACAGUGAAGAUUUAGAUGAAGAAGAUGAUGCGCUAGCUUUACAGCAUGAAUUGGAGAAAAUUAGAAAGGAACGUGCAGAAGAAAAGGAACGACAGGAACUCGAAAAUUUGGAGGAAGACGAAAGAAAAAAACAAGAAGAAGCUCUAACUGGAAAUCCCCUUCUUAAUAAAGAUUUCAGUGUUAAGCGAAGGUGGGAUGACGAUGUAAUUUUCAAAAAUCAAGCACGUGGCGUCGAUGAUAAACCAAAAAAACGGUUUAUUAAUGAUACUUUGCGCAGUGAUUUCCACCGUAAAUUUAUGAACAAAUACGUGAAAUAAAGCCGAGUUCUUUUUUAAUAACCUAUUUAAUAGAAAAUUUAUUAUAUUAUUUUUUACUCACUUUAUUAAGAUGUAUUAUUAAAAGUAAAUUUACGUAAUUGAUAAAAAUUUAUAAAUGUUAAUUUUUUAAUUUUUUUGUGCGAAUCUGGUAAUAAAGGAUUAUUAACC
Molecule: messenger RNA, 1275 nt
Organism: Rhizophagus irregularis DAOM 181602=DAOM 197198
Lineage: Eukaryota; Fungi; Glomeromycota; Glomeromycetes; Glomerales; Glomeraceae
Biological process (GO): mRNA cis splicing, via spliceosome
Cellular component (GO): catalytic step 2 spliceosome
Molecular function (GO): RNA binding
Source: RefSeq, a predicted model, not a curated record